Messenger RNA from Thlaspi arvense, 1293 nucleotides. The record is from the annotation of a GenBank genome assembly. Lineage: Eukaryota; Viridiplantae; Streptophyta; Magnoliopsida; Brassicales; Brassicaceae.
UCACAGUCGCCGAAGCUGACGAGCAAGAGAGAGUAACAGGCACGUUCUCUCCGUCAAAAACCAACCGGAAUCUGGAGAUAAUAUCUUUAAAAAGGAGAUGCGAGUUGUCAGAAUAUCAUGCGUCGGGACACGUCAUCUUUCACCUCCCUCCUCCACGGGCGGUUGCUCCGCCCACUCCGACGCCUCUGCCUCUUCAUCUUCCUCAUCCGCCGGGCAGAUCAAUGCAGAUUCAGAUGACGCGACUAGCUGUGGUGGCACGCCUAGUUGGAGAAUCAAGAAGAGGCUAACAUGUGUGUGCUUCUACCGCAAGAGAGCUUAUGAACGUAUCUGCUCUAACUUAACACCAUUGCAGGAAGAAAGACUAAAGAGGCUGAGGAAGAGAAUGAAGAAUUACUUUGAUGCGUCACGGCCUGACCAUCAAGAUGCACUGAGAGCAUUGUGGUCAGCAACGUAUCCCGGUGAAAAGCUUCAAGCUUUGAUCUCAGAUCAGUGGAAAGAAAUGGGAUGGCAAGGAAGAGAUCCAUCCACUGAUUUCAGAGGAGCUGGAUUCAUAUCACUGGAGAAUCUUCUCUUCUUUGCCAAGACAUUCUCGACUUCGUUUCAACGUCUGUUGAAGAAACAAGGAGGCAAAAGAGCGGCUUGGGAAUAUCCAUUCGCUGUAGCUGGCGUCAACAUAACCUUCAUGAUCAUGCAAAUGCUCGACCUAGAAGCCUGUGAGUGUCUCCACUCACACUUAUUCUUCAUUAAUGUUUUGGUUUACGACUUUGAUUCGAACUACAUACAUGAUACAUGUGCAGCAAAGCCUAGGACUUUUGUUCGGUCGAUAUUCUUACAAAUGCUUUCAGAAAACGAAUGGGCCUUUGAUUUGCUUUACUGUGUGGCCUUUGCGGUAAUGGACAAGCAAUGGCUAGAGAAGAAUGCAACCUACAUGGAAUUUAACGAUGUGCUAAGAUCUACGAGAGGACAGCUAGAGAGAGAGCUAAUGAUGGAUGAUGUUUUCAGGAUCGAGGAUAUGCCAUCCUUCUCUCUACUCUCUUAGUCUUUACUCUUUUACCAACCAAAUCUUGUGUUGUUACUUUAGUCUUUUAAGACAAUUUUAAAGAAGAAACAAACAAAAAGGUCGAUUUUUCAGAAAUAUUCGACCUGCGAGAGGAGUGAAACAAGUUUGUUGUUAUGUCAUUGCGAGAAAAUGGUAGAUAAGCUGAUAUAUAAAUCCGAAUAUUCUUGUUAUUUAAAGUAUUCAAAAUUGAGUACUUAUGACUGAAAUUACAGUGUUAAAAAUUCGAACUUUGG